Molecule: messenger RNA, 456 nt
Organism: Alternaria viburni
Lineage: Eukaryota; Fungi; Ascomycota; Dothideomycetes; Pleosporales; Pleosporaceae
Gene: YAH1
Product: mitochondrial matrix iron-sulfur protein
Exons: 3
Coding region: 1-456 (151 amino acids)
Biological process (GO): P450-containing electron transport chain; positive regulation of oxidoreductase activity
Cellular component (GO): mitochondrion
Molecular function (GO): 2 iron, 2 sulfur cluster binding
Source: RefSeq, a predicted model, not a curated record
AUGUCGGAGAUCGAUUCAGACACAGACAGCGGUAGUAGUCGCCGCCAAUUCUCCUCAUCGCCCGCAUCCCGCCACGGUCACCUGGACCCACCCCGACCGGGUGAAGAACGCAAAGUCACAUUUGUAGACAAAGAUGGCCAUGCCUCCACAUUCGAAGUAGCCGACGGCGACAACCUCCUCGACAUUGCACAAGCCAACGACAUAGAAAUGGAGGGCGCAUGCGGUGGAUCUUGCGCCUGCUCAACAUGUCACGUCAUAGUCGAAGACGAAGCCUACUACGACAAGAUGGAGGAGCCGGAUGAUGACGAGAACGACAUGUUAGAUCUGGCAUUUGGACUUACCGAAACGAGUCGCCUAGGGUGUCAGGUCAAGAUGAGCAAGGAGCUCGAUGGACUGGUCGUGCGACUGCCGAGCAUGACGAGGAAUCUGCAGGCUAGCGAUUUCGACAGCAAAUGA